Lachancea lanzarotensis is the source of this 1104-nucleotide messenger RNA. RefSeq names its product LALA0S04e01706g1_1 (gene EAF7). Gene Ontology annotation, cellular component: nucleus; NuA4 histone acetyltransferase complex. The transcript has a single exon. NCBI's taxonomy places the organism in Eukaryota, Fungi, Ascomycota, Saccharomycetes, Saccharomycetales, Saccharomycetaceae. The coding region runs from base 1 to 1104 and encodes 367 amino acids. Gene Ontology annotation, biological process: regulation of transcription by RNA polymerase II. The record is from RefSeq and is a predicted model, not a curated record.
AUGAAUAAUCCCUGGAGUAUCGAAGAUGACAUACGUCUGUUUCGAUGGAUCACGGACUUUAAGCCGGCUGGAGUGCAUAAACAUUUCCAUAUGAUCAGCAUCUUAGGAAGGAUGAACAAACCCGAUCAAUUCCCUGUUGUGCUACUUUUUGACAAGCUGAAAAGCGAUGGUAAGAGUCAAUUCGUGGCUGACGAAGUAUGGGCGAAACUUGACCAACAUUACGAUUUGGCCAAAGUUGAUGAACGAGAAAAUAUGGUGUUGGAUCAAGACCAGCAGCACCGCGAUUUCGAUGAGAACGAAUUGAACGAAGAAGAUGAAGAAAAGGGAAGGGGGCAAGAGGCUCAUUUUAAUGACAGAUCGCAUUUCCAGGCUCUGCGACGAGUUUUCAAAGCACCACGAGAAUUUAGUUUACCUUGGGACGAAUAUGGAGAGCUGAUCUUGGGAAAUGCCAAAAAUGAAGUGGAAGACUACCAAGAAGACGAAGGAAAAGGUUCGGGACCGGAGGAUGCUGGCCAGGAUCUUUCUUCUGGCAAGUCCCAUACGGAUAUUGGGCAAAAGGAAAGAUCGCCAAAGCGGGUGACAAGGUCUACGGCAACUCACACACAAUCUGGACGAGUGACUAGAUCUAAGGGACCUGCUCCGGUAUCAAAAAGUGAUGAAGAAGAUCAAGAAGAUGGUGAUGGCGAUGCAAAAUCGGACGAAGGCACCGAAUCGGGAUCUGGACCAGACCGUGGUGAAAUAAGCAGUCCACAAGAAGAAAGCCGGAUGUCAAGCAUUGAUAGAGAAGAUCAAGAUCCAAAAUCGCAUGAAACGGAUAUUGAGCAGAAGGAAAUUGUUGAAGCUAUUCCUGCACAGGAAACGAGUUCGGCUCCUUCGACGGUUGAAGCAGAGCAUGCUGCUCCACUUCCAGAGGGCUCCCCGCCUUCAAAAAGAACCAGAACAACUCGAAGCCAUCCGACAGAGGCAGUUUCAGAAACUAAUGAUUUGGACAAAGAACCUGCAUCAUUAGCUCCGGUACAAACUCCGUCAGAGGCCGAACCACAAACUCAACAGGUGGUGAGAAUGAGCUCGCGUGUUGCUAAUCGUCGCAAAAGUCGUAGGUAA